Messenger RNA from Hyphopichia burtonii NRRL Y-1933, 3957 nucleotides. It is a transcript of the gene UGT51C1, whose product is annotated as Ugt51c1p. Gene Ontology annotation, biological process: carbohydrate metabolic process. Gene Ontology annotation, molecular function: UDP-glycosyltransferase activity; hexosyltransferase activity. The transcript has 5 exons. The annotation marks the transcript as partial. The record is from RefSeq and is a predicted model, not a curated record. Lineage: Eukaryota; Fungi; Ascomycota; Pichiomycetes; Serinales; Debaryomycetaceae.
CAAAAAUCAAUUGUGGAAAAUCUCGAUCCUCAUAUACUCAAAGAAGGUUUACUCAUCAAAUUUAAAGAAAAUGAACUGAAUGAAAUAAAUCAAAAAAAGGAAGAACAAACUAAAAAAUUGCAAUUGAAAAAAGAAAAACUCCGAUUGAAAAUUGCUGAAAAAUUACAAAAAGUCUUUGACCUUGAUCCAGAUGAUUAUUUUUACUGUAAUUAUGAUAAUUGGUUAAUCAUGGAUGUUCUUUUACAAGGUCACCUUUACUUAACCCGGGAUAAUUUACUUUUCUUUGCUUUUCUCCCUUCGAAUUCAGGCUCUACAGGCAAUCCUAAAACUGUUGAUGAGGUUUCAAGAAAUGAUUCGCAUCUUGAUGAUUCAGAUUAUGUGAUUCAUUCGGGUUCCUUGGGUAUUAAAACUGCCCAGUACGGUGAUUCUUAUUUCUCAACAAUGAUUACUCAUCGGUUCUGGGUUGUUCUUCGAGAAGAAACUUUAACGGUUUAUCGAUCGCCAACUGAUUUGUACUUUCCAAUGUUUGUUGUUGAUUUGAAAACUGCAACCCAUGCUGAAAUAAUUGAAAAAGAUCUCACGGUUAAUACUGCUCCAGCUCCUCAAAAUAAUCCCUCUUCUCCUUUAUUAUCACCUAAAGGACCAAGAAGCAGACAUAACUCUUUCGAAAAUACCAAAUCGAGACCGUCCCUUCGUAGAGAUAAUACUGAUUAUUUGUCCAAUUCUGAUGAUGACUCUUCUGAAGCUUCUAGUCUGAUUACGCAGGAUUAUGAAGAAGGUAACGAAACUGUGAGUGGUGGGGUUUGGAUAAAAUUAGUCACCAAAAAGAAAAAUUAUCGAUUUCAUACUGAUAAUUUAUAUUCUGCUAGACAAUGGGUUAAUACAAUUACAAAAGUCUUGUUUCAACUUCACAACUCAAAUUCAAGAAAUGAAGUUCUUAUAAAAAUUCCAAUUGAAAAUAUCGUUGACUUUAAAAACAGCUAUGUUUUAACUGAAUCCGAUGAUGCUGAUAGAGAUGAAGAAUCUCCUUUAAGUUUCUGUUUUAAAGUAAAGAUUAAAAUUAAUGAUCAAACCACAGGAAAUUCUAUAAUAUCCGAUCAAACCUCUAAUGUCGAUAUCAAUACUCUUUACUUUUUGUUUUUUCGAGGUGGUGAAGGUUUCAAUGAUACAUUUAAUCAAGUUAUUUAUGAUCGUUUGUCUCAUAACCAAAAAAAUCAAGGCGAUGAUGCAUCUACAAACACUCUGACAGUUACAGAUAGACUCAAAGAAACAGCUAGAAAAAUGUCUCAUUCCAGUCUUCAAAGGUCGAAUUCGCUGUCUAGACUCAGAAGGAUUGGUAAAACCUUAACAUCUCCAAGUAAGGUAUUUGGUAAAUCCAAAAGUGUUAAUGAUUUAAUUUCAUCAGAUAGUCAGUUAAGGGCAUCUGUCUCUCUGACAAGUUCACCAAUGACUGGUGUUGCUGGAUCUAAUACAAUUCAUUUGCCUCGGAGAUUAUCUGUUACUGGUUUAAAAAAUUUGAAUAUGUCAUUUGAAACAUCCCAACGUCGAAUGGACGUUGCUGAAUCACGUGACCCAUCUGAAUAUAAAAAUGAUAAUAAGAAGCAGAACAAAGUUAAGUCCAUUGGUAAGACAAUGAAAGUUUUGGCUAAUGUGGGUAAUCUUUGGGCAGCUCACCCUAGCCAUUAUCAAAAUAUUCAAGAAAAUGAUCCAUAUUACGUUACCGAUGAUGAUGCUAGAGAAGUUGCACUUAAACGUUACCAGGAGCAUUUUUCAUUGAGUUACGACAAAAAAUUGGUGGCUACUUAUUAUACGCAUUUGCAAAGGGCAAUCCCUGUUUACGGUAAAUUGUACUUGAGUGAAACCGAACUUUGCUUUAGAAGUUUAUUACCUGGAGUUAAUACAAGAAUGAUUUUACCUUUGUCUCAUAUAGAAAAUUGCUAUAAGGAAAAGGGGAUGAAAAUAACCCAUUCUGGUUUGGUAAUUCUCAUUAUUGGUCAAGAAGAAGUAUUUUUGGAAUUUGGGUCACAUAAAGCCAGGGACGACUGCGAAAGAAUGAUUUUACAACAGCUAGAAACAUUCCAUCAAGACGAAGGUUGGGCUCCCUUGGAUCAUAGACCAGAAUCAUUACACGAAUUUGAAUUCAGAGGUGCAGAUGUGACCAAUAAUGAAGUCAAUGAUUCUGUUGCAUCUUCAAAAAUUCAAAAUGCCAGGAUCAAAUUAUUCGAAGAUAAAUUAAAUGCAGCUGCAGGUAUUGAUAUACCGCUUAUUCUUGAAGAUUCACCUUUCUUCAAAACGGAAAUCAAGCCUUCAACAUCCUAUAACUUGACAUUAUUAACCAUUGGGUCUCGAGGGGAUGUUCAACCGUAUAUUGCUUUAGCGAAGGGAUUGAAAGCUGAAGGACAUAAUGUUACUAUUGCAACCCAUAAAGAAUUUGAACCAUGGAUAUCAAAAUACAAUAUACAGUUCAAAGAAAUUGCCGGGAACCCUGCAGAGUUAAUGCAUUUGAUGGUCGAACAUGGUUCUAUGUCUGUUGCUUUUUUGAAAGAAGCUAGCAGUAAAUUCAGAUCUUGGAUUAAUGACCUAUUGGCCUCUAGUUGGGAAGCAUGUCAAGGAACAGAUAUUUUGAUUGAAAGUCCCUCAGCCAUGGGAGGUGUUCAUAUUGCCGAGGCCCUUGGUAUCCCUUAUAUGAGGGCUUUUACCAUGCCGUGGACGAGGACCAGAGCGUACCCGCAUGCGUUUAUUGUUCCUGACCAAAAGAAAGGUGGUUCUUAUAAUUAUUUAACCCAUGUCAUGUUUGAAAAUGUUUUUUGGAAGGGUAUUUCAGGACAAGUGAAUAAAUGGAGAGUAGAACAGUUAGGUUUACCUCGAACCAAUUUAUUCAAAUUACAGCAAACAAAAAUUCCUUUCUUGUAUAACGUUUCUCCUACGAUAUUCCCGCCAUCUGUCGAUUUCCCAGAUUGGGUCAAAGUGACUGGUUAUUGGUUCUUAGAUGAAGGUGCUGCCAAAGAUUAUGACCCACCAAAAGAUUUACUUGAGUUUAUUGAUUCUGCUUAUAGAGAUCAGAAGAAGAUUGUUUACAUCGGUUUUGGCUCAAUUGUGGUCAGUAAUGCAACAAGUCUUACCAAAGCGGUGAUUGAAGCCGUUCUUGAUGCUGACGUAAGAUGCAUACUAAACAAGGGCUGGUCUGAUCGACUUAGUAACGAUGAAAAAGACAAGGUAGAGGUAGAAUUGCCACCCGAGAUCUAUGAUUCUGGUGCUGUUCCUCAUGAUUGGCUAUUCAAAAGAAUUGACGCAUGCGUCCACCAUGGUGGUUCAGGAACUACGGGAGCAUCGUUAAGGAGCGGUUUACCAACCGUAAUCAAACCAUUCUUUGGUGAUCAAUUUUUCUAUGCCUCCCGAGUCGAAGAAGUUGGGGUUGGUAUUGCUUUGAAAAAAUUAAAUGCUAAGAGUUUAUCCAAAGCUUUGAAAACAGUUACGACUGACCUCAAGAUUGUUGAAAAGGCUAAAAAAACCAGCGAACGUAUGAGAAACGAAAAUGGAGUGGCUACUGCAAUCGAAGCAAUAUAUUCUGAGUUGGAGUAUGCCCGUACUCUAAUCACUGUCAAACAACAACAUAACGAACAAUCCAGAGCAAAUGCCUUGAAAUCCGGUACCCAAACUCCUGUUGUGUACGAAGAUGAUGAGUAUGAAUCAGUUGAAGAAGGAGUCGACGAUGACUACGAUCUGGGUAGUGAGUCUGAUUAUGAAGAAGAAAUUAGCGAUGAAAGCAACCAAAAGACCACUCCAUCGUCGAAAAACUCUCCAGAUUCCACUAAAGACCCCGUACAAAGUGCCGAUAGCGAUGAUGAAGAAGAUUUAACCAACCCAGUGCCUGCUUUCCCUAAAAAGAAAAGCGAUAAGGCCAUCCAUUUACCAUCCAACUUGAAACCGGAAAACUGCCAAUGGUUCCACUUCUAA